Chaetura pelagica (chimney swift) is the source of this 333-nucleotide messenger RNA. RefSeq names its product guanylin-like. Gene Ontology annotation, cellular component: extracellular region. NCBI's taxonomy places the organism in Eukaryota, Metazoa, Chordata, Aves, Apodiformes, Apodidae. The record is from RefSeq and is a predicted model, not a curated record. Gene Ontology annotation, molecular function: guanylate cyclase activator activity. The transcript has 3 exons. Bases 1 to 333 code for a protein of 110 amino acids.
AUGAGAAGCUUUCUGUCCUUUGCAGUCCUUGCAGUCCUUCUCCUGGUGCACAGCUCCCAGGCAGUCUACGUGCAGGAUGGAGACUUGAGAUUCUCCCUUGAGUCUGUGAAGAAGCUAAAGGAGCUGAUGGAUGAGAACAACCCCAUCAACCCUCGCAUGGUGGUUUCAAAGGCCAGCUAUUCUCCAUGUGAUGAAAAGGAUCUCCCUAAGGAGUUCCAGCCUGUGUGCAAAAGAGAAGAUGCACUCAGGGUUUUUGAGAGGCUGAACCAGGCUGUUCAGGAGGCUGAUCUGUGUGAGAUCUGUGCCAACGCUGCCUGCGCCGGCUGCUUCUGA